This is a messenger RNA of Malassezia globosa CBS 7966, 1587 nucleotides long. RefSeq lists its product as uncharacterized. Gene Ontology annotation, molecular function: sequence-specific DNA binding; DNA-binding transcription factor activity. The transcript has a single exon. NCBI's taxonomy places the organism in Eukaryota, Fungi, Basidiomycota, Malasseziomycetes, Malasseziales, Malasseziaceae. Gene Ontology annotation, biological process: regulation of DNA-templated transcription. The record is from RefSeq and is a predicted model, not a curated record. The coding region runs from base 1 to 1587 and encodes 528 amino acids.
AUGUGUUCACCGGCAACAGCUCCGACUUCAGUGGAUUCUGACUUCGCCCGUGCAGUGUCAGCAUCGCCUGCACCUGUGUCGGACCAUCUAGACUUGGCGGCUGAUAUGAAACGACGCAGUACUACCAUUGGUUCUACCGGAAUGACCCAAAUGUCUCGGAAUAAUCCACACAAAAGAUUGAAUUGGGCCGAAAUGAUUUGCUACACUAUCUCUGAAAGUCCCACUGGCAAAUUAGUUAUUCGGGAUCUGUUCGAGGGGAUGUGUCAUAAAUACCCUGAUGUUGCAGAAUGGGCCACCGGAAAGGACUGGGAAGCUCGAGUUAAAAAUCGCAUCAAGUCUACUCUCUCAAUUAAGGGCAAUCUUUUUGUGAAAGUACCUAGACCAUCACGUGCGGGCGGCAAGGGAAGCUGGUGGACACUAAGCCCCGAAGCCAAGGAAGCCAUUCGUCAGGGACGUAUUUCGGAAGCAAUUCGUGGUACAGGACCUUACGCGCCAGCAUCUGGCGGAUCUCCGACGUUUGAUGGGCCAAACCAUGAUGUGUUCACGCCAACACGCCACCAAAGAGGUAAUCGGCGUGCCAGCUCUGACAAGCAUCUGCCGCUCAGCCACCAUGGUCGAUCAAGAUCAACCUCUGAACAGAAUUCAACAGCAAGACUGUCUAUGCGGUCACAGAACUGGCCGCUUGCGAUAUCUUCUGCAGAUUUUCGACCAGCCUCGGGUAGGAGCAUGUCCACGUCAUUUUCAAAUAAUCGGUAUGGAGCUGAAACAAAGGUUCGCUGUUCACCCUUGAAUUUGAUGGGCACAUCAUUGAAUGAGUCUUUUGAAAACAAGGGGAAUACUAGUGCUGCUCCGUAUACAGCUCCGCUUUCCACAGCUGCGUCUGGAUGGAACCAGAUGUACGACAUGUAUCCUACAUUGCCAUCAACUAUGCUUACUAUGUCGCCCUUGACAACAUCGUUCUCGCCUAGGGCAACAAACACCACCGUUCCGCCCAAUACAAAUCUAUACCCGUCUUCCUUUUACAAUGGGCCGAUUUCGAUACCCCAAACACCACUUGACAUUCAAUAUGCGACAUCACCUUGUAUGGACGCCAUGCAAGCAACAGCCACCGCUUCGCAAUUUCCUGCUAACGACUCAGCAAUCUUCAAUUCAGAAUCUAUGUACAAUGGACCGCCACAUUUUCCCAUGAUGAGACCGCAUGAUGUACAGCAAACGCCGACGAUGCUGAAUAAUGUGACGGGGUCUCAAGACACGAGAUGUAUGGAGCUGCCAGAGGCCAAUGUUCCCUUGCACCUACAAGCACUGUGCAGCUCAUUGCCAAAGUCAAUGGGUGAAGAUGGGUCUUCGCUUGUGCUUCCAGGAUCACAAUCGAUGAACACUAGUGACAUCGCGUCAAAGUCCGUGCCUUUUACAUAUGCUCCUGGAGUGCUUGGCUUAGACAAUACCGCAUUUCCUAGCCUGGCAAGUAUGAAUGAUUCACUGCUCUCCAACGGACUAGGAUCUAAUGCUUCGGACAAGAAUGUUGGUAUGGACUGCCCUAUGACGGCUGCCUCCCAUAAUACCCAACCCUCUUAUUGGGAGUAUUAA